This is a messenger RNA of Falco peregrinus (peregrine falcon), 17188 nucleotides long. RefSeq names its product neuroblast differentiation-associated protein AHNAK-like. Gene Ontology annotation, biological process: regulation of RNA splicing. The record is from RefSeq and is a predicted model, not a curated record. Gene Ontology annotation, cellular component: cytoplasm; costamere; nucleus. NCBI's taxonomy places the organism in Eukaryota, Metazoa, Chordata, Aves, Falconiformes, Falconidae.
GCGCGCAGAUGGACCCAACUGGACCAACUGGAGGAUCCAUCGCGGUGGAGAGGCCGGGGCGGGUCGUUCCUGGCGCGGUGACGCUCGGCGCCGCCGGCAGCUCGCCCAGGAUUGAAGCCAACGGGCAGAUGGGCAACCUGGAGGGGGGGUGGGGCAGCCAGGACGCCCGGUGGGACGCCAAGGGACACGGCGGCCCCGGCGAGUGGCUGGGGGGGUCGUCGCCGCCGCACGUCACCGCUGCCCCCGCUCUGCACGGCGGUACCAAAGGCGCCGGAGCCGACGUGUCCGCGCCGGUGAUGGACAGCCCAACCGUCGACGUGGGGAAAAUCAAAAUUCCCGUCUUGAAAAUGCCCAAAUUCGGGGUCCCGACGGCGGGUCCCGCUGUUCCCGCGCCACAUGCGGCCGCCCCGGCCGCCCAGCUCGCAGGACCUGAAAUCUCGGCUCCAUCCACCGAACCCGCCAUGCCCCAGGUGGACGUGGGCUUGAAGGGCACCACGAAGGUCCCCUCCCCCGCACCGGAGCCCCACGGCUUGGUGGGUGGCAAAGGAGCCAACGUGGAGCUGGUGGCACCUGGCGCGGCCGUUCCCGGCGGCAAAGUCCAGAUACCGCGGAUGAACGUCCCCAAAUUCACCGCCCGCGACGGGGGAGGUGCCGCUGCGGAGGGGGUGCUCCCCAAGGGGGACGGUGGCCCCGGUGGCCCCGAGGUGGCCAUCCAAGGAGACUGGCAAGGCCCCAAGUUCAAGAUGGUUGAAAGGCCCCAGAUCUCGCUGGCGGACAUCAGCCUGAGGGGCCCCCAGGUGAAGGGGGAGGUGGGGGUCACCGGCCCCACGGUGGACGGGGGUGUCCCAGGCCUUGGCUCCAAGGGUCUCCAGGUGGGCGUGAAGGCUCCUGAUGUCGCUUUUGAAGGUCCAGAAGGUCGGCUGAAGGGUCCCUCGAUACCCACCCCCGAUAUGGACGUUCGUCUGAAGGGUCCUCAGCUCAAGGGAGAGGGGGACCUUUCGACUCCAAAACUGGGGGGUGACUUGAAGGGGCCUCAGCUGGACCUUAAAGGCCCCAAACUGGGAAUGGACGCGCCAGACGUACACAUCAAAGGCCCCAGAGUUACCAUGCCCGAGAUGCACAUCAAGGCCCCCAAGAUCUCCAUGCCCGACGUUGACUUCAACCUGAAGGGCCCCAAGGUGAAGGGCGAUGUGGACAUGUCUGUCCCCAAGCUGGAGGGUGACCUGAAGGGCCCCGAGGUGGACAUCAAGGGCCCCAAAGUGGAUGUUGACCUGCCUGACGUGGAGCUGGAAGGCCCCGAAGGGAAGCUGAAGGGCCCCAAGUUCAAGAUGCCCGAGAUGCACAUCAAGGCCCCCAAGAUCUCCAUGCCCGACGUUGACUUCAACCUGAAGGGCCCCAAGGUGAAGGGCGAUGUGGACGCGUCCCUUCCCAAGCUGGAGGGUGACCUGAAGGGCCCUGAGGUGGACAUCAAGGGCCCCAAGGUUGACAUUGAGGCACCCGACGUGGACGUUCACGGCCCCGAGGGGAAGUUCAAGAUGCCCAAGUUCAAGAUGCCCAAGUUCGGGAUGCCGGGCUUCAAGGCGGAAGGGCCGGAGGUGGACGUGAACCUGCCGACGGCCAAGCUGGAUGUUGAAGGUCCGAAGGUGGAUGUUGAAGGUCCUGAGCUGGACAUCGAGUGCCCCGAAGGGAAGCUGAAGGGUCCCAAGUUCAAGAUGCCCGAGAUGCACAUCAAGACCCCCAAGAUCUCCAUGCCCGACAUCGACUUGAACCUGAAGGGCCCCAAGGUGAAGGGGGACCUGGAUGUUCCCACCCCAAAGCUGGAAGGGGAGCUCAAAGCCCCAGGCCUUGACAUCAAGGGCCCCAAAGUUGACAUCGAAGCACCAGACGUGGACAUCCAUGGUCCAGAGGGCAAACUGAAGAUGCCCAAGCUGAAAAUGCCCAAGUUCGGGGUUCCCGGCCUCAAGGGGGAGGGUCCCGACAUGGACGUGACCCUUCCAAAGGCUGAGGUGGACAUUUCUGCUCCCAAGGUAGAGAUCGACGUGCCGAGCAUGGACAUCAAAGGGCCCGAAGGAAAACUGCAGGGCCCCACGGUGAAGAUGCCCGAGAUGCACAUCAAGGCCCCCAAGAUCUCCAUGCCCGACGUUGACCUGAACCUGAAGGGCCCCAAAGUGAAGGGGGACCUGGAUGUUUCCAAUCCUGCGGUGGGAGCUGAGCUGAAGGGUCCUGAACUUGACAUCAAGGGCCCCAAAGUUGACAUCGAAGCACCAGACGUGGACAUCCAUGGUCCAGAGGGCAAACUGAAGAUGCCCAAGCUGAAAAUGCCCAAGUUCGGGGUUCCCGGCCUCAAGGGGGAGGGUCCCGACAUGGACGUGACCCUUCCAAAGGCUGAGGUGGACAUUUCUGCUCCCAAGGUAGAGAUCGACGUGCCGAGCGUGGAUAUCGAAGGGCCGGAGGGCAAAGGCAAAGGUCUCAAAAUCAAAAUGCCGGAGCUGAACGUUCAGACACCGAAACUGUCCAUGCCAGAUGUAGACCUGGGUUUGAAGGCCCCCAAACUGAAAGGAGAUGCAGAUGUUUCUGGUCUGAAGGUUUCUGGAGAGCUGAAGGGCCCCCAGAUAGACGUGGAAGGUCCCAAAGUGGAUGUUGAGAUGCCUGAGGUGGACUUGGAAUGUCUAGAAGGGAAAACCAAAGGCCCCAAAUUCAAGAUGCCAAAACUUAAUAUCAAAGCACCUAAAAUAUCGAUGCCGGAUGUGGACUUGAACUUGAAGGGACAUAAAACGAAAGGAGAGAUGGACAUUUCCCUUCCCAAGGUCGAAGGGGACUUGAAGGAACCUGGUGUGAACAUCAAGGGACCGAAAAUAGACGUCGAGGUCCCAGAUGUCAACCUGGAGUGGCCGGAAGCCAAACUGAAAACGCCCAAAGUGAAAACUCCUCAUUUUACCGUGUCCGGCCCCAAACUGGAAGGAACCGACCUGGAGGUCAACCUGCCGAAGGGGGAGGGGGAACUUGCGGGGCUGGAGGCAGAUAUCGAAGGGCCGGAGGUGGAUGUUGGAGGACCAGAAGGAAAAUGGAAGGGCCCCAAGUUCAGGAUGCCGAAGUUGAACAUCAAAACACCGAAAAUCUCUGUGCCGGACGUCGAUCUGAACCUGAAGGGACCCAAAGUGAAAGGAGAGAUGGGCGUCGUGGCUCCUAAGAUAGAAGGUGACCUGAAAGGCCCAGAAAUAGACAUCAAGGGGCCAAAAGUAGAUGUUGAGGCACCCGGUAUUGAUUUGGAAGGCCCCGAAGGGAAGCUGAAGGGCCCCAAGUUCAAGAUGCCCGAGAUGCACAUCAAGGCCCCCAAGAUCUCCAUGCCCGACAUCGACCUGAACCUGAAGGGCCCCAAGGUGAAGGGGGACGUGGACGUGUCUGUCCCCAAGCUGGAGGGUGACCUGAAGGGCCCUGAAAUUGAUAUUAAAGGCCCCAAAGUGGAUGUUGACCUGCCUGACGUGGAGCUGGAAGGCCCCGAAGGGAAGCUGAAGGGCCCCAAGUUCAAGAUGCCUGAGAUGCACAUCAAGGCCCCCAAGAUCUCCAUGCCCGACGUUGACUUCAACCUGAAGGGCCCCAAGGUGAAGGGGGACGUGGACGCGUCCCUUCCCAAGCUGGAGGGUGACCUGAAGGGCCCUGAGGUGGACAUCAAGGGCGCCAAGGUUGACAUUGAGGCACCCGACGUGGACGUUCACGGCCCCGAGGGGAAGUUCAAGAUGCCCAAGUUCAAGAUGCCCAAGUUCGGGAUGCCGGGCUUCAAGGCGGAAGGGCCGGAGGUGGACGUGAACCUGCCGACGGCCAAGCUGGAUGUUGAAGGUCCGAAGGUGGAAAUUGAAGGUCCUGAGUUGGAUGUUGAAGGUCCAGAGGGGAAGCUGAAGGGCCCCAAGUUCAAGAUGCCCGAGAUGCACAUCAAGACCCCCAAGAUCUCCAUGCCCGACAUCGACUUGAACCUGAAGGGACCCAAAGUGAAGGGAGAUGUGGAAGUUGCUGCUCCAAAAAUUGAGGGAGAGUUGAAAGGCCCUGAGGUGGACAUCAAAGGUCCCAAACUGGAUGUUGACCUGCCUGAUGUGGAGCUAGAAGGUCCCGAAGGGAAGCUGAAGGGCCCCAAGUUCAAGAUGCCCGAGAUGCACAUCAAGGCCCCCAAGAUCUCCAUGCCCGACGUUGACUUCAACCUGAAGGGACCCAAGCUCAAGGGUGAUGUGGACGUGUCUGUCCCCAAGCUGGAGGGUGACCUGAAGGGCCCUAAGGUUGACAUUGAGGCACCCGACGUGAACGUUCACGGCCCCGAGGGGAAGUUCAAGAUGCCCAAGUUCAAGAUGCCCAAGUUCGGGAUGCCGGGCUUCAAGGCGGAAGGGCCGGAGGUGGACGUGAACCUGCCGACGGCCAAGCUGGAUGUUGAAGGUCCGAAGGUGGAUGUUGAAGGUCCUGAGCUCGAUAUUGAGGGUCCCGAAGGGAAGCUGAAGGGCCCCAAGUUCAACAUGCCCGAGAUGCACAUCAAGGCCCCCAAGAUCUCCAUGCCCGACGUUGACCUCAACCUGAAGGGCCCCAAGGUGAAGGGCGAUGUGGACGCGUCCCUUCCCAAGCUGGAGGGUGACCUGAAGGGCCCUGAGGUGGACAUCAAGGGCCCCAAGGUUGACAUUGAGGCACCCGACGUGGACGUUCACGGCCCCGAGGGGAAGUUCAAGAUGCCCAAGUUCAAGAUGCCCAAGUUCGGGAUGCCGGGCUUCAAGGCGGAAGGGCCGGAGGUGGACGUGAACCUCCCCAAAGCCGAUAUCGAUGUUUCCGUGCCAAAGGUGGACAUCGAGCUGCCCAGCGUGGACAUCGAGUGCCCUGAAGGGAAGCUGAAGGGCCCCAAGUUCAAGAUGCCCGAGAUGCACAUCAAGACCCCCAAGAUCUCCAUGCCCGACAUCGACCUGAACCUGAAGGUCCCCAAGGUGAAGGGAGGUGCUGAUGUGUCUGUUCCAAAGGUAGAAGGUGACUUGAAAGGACCCGAGGUCAAUAUUAAGGGUCCGAAGUUGGAUGUUGACGUGCCUGAACUUGAUGUGGAAGGUCCUGAGGGAAAAUGGAAAGGCCCCAAGUUCAAGAUGCCCGAGAUGCACAUCAAGGCGCCUAAAGUGUCCAUGCCUGAUGUAGACCUCAACUUGAAAGGUCCCAAAAUUAAGGGAGAAGUGGAUGUUUCCCUGCCCCAAAUUGAGGGGGGUGUGAAGGGGCCGGAUCUGGAACUCAAAGGGCCCAAAGUGGACGUAGAAGUUCCUGACCUUGACGUUGAGGGCCCCGAAGGGAAGCUGAAGGGCCCCAAGUUCAAGAUGCCCGAGAUGCACUUCAAAGCCCCCAAGAUCUCCAUGCCCGACUUUGACCUCAACCUGAAGGGCCCCAAAGUGAAGGGGGAGGUGGACGUUGCUGCUCCAAAAAUUGAGGGCGAGUUGAAAGGCCCUGACGUGGACAUCAAAGGUCCCAAACUGGAUGUCAACAUCCCCGAUGUUGACCUGGAGUGUCCAGAAGCAAAGAUUAAAGGCCCCAAGUUCAAGAUGCCCGAGAUGCACUUCAAGACCCCCAAGAUCUCCAUGCCCGACAUCGACUUGAACCUGAAGGGCCCCAAGGUGAAGGGGGACGUUGAUGUUUCUGCCCCAAAACUAGAAGGUGACAUCAAAGGCCCAGAUGUGGAUAUCAAAGGUCCUACGCUGGAUAUAGAAGCUCCUGAUGUGGACAUUGAGGUCCCAGAGGGGAAGUUGAAAGGCCCCAAGUUCAAGAUGCCCGAGAUGCAUUUUAAGGCCCCCAAGAUCUCCAUGCCCGACUUUGACCUCAACCUGAAGGGCCCCAAGGUGAAGGGGGACGUGGAUGUUUCUGUCCCCAAGAUAGAAGGUGACCUGAAGGGCCCUGAAGUCACCCUAAAAGGUCCCAAAGUGGAUAUAGAGGCUCCUGAUAUUGACCUACAGUGUCCCGAAGGGAAGCUGAAGGGUCCCAAAUUCAAGAUGCCCGAGAUGCACUUCAAAGCCCCCAAGAUCUCCAUGCCCGACUUUGACGUCAACUUGAAGGGCCCCAAAGUGAAGGGUGAGGUGGACGUUGCUGCUCCAAAAAUCGAGGGAGAAUUGAAAGGUCCUGACGUGGACAUCAAAGGCCCCAAAGUGGAUGUUGACCUGCCUGACGUGGAGCUGGAAGGCCCCGAAGGGAAGCUGAAGGGCCCCAAGUUCAAGAUGCCCGAGAUGCACAUCAAGGCCCCCAAGAUCUCCAUGCCCGACAUCGACCUGAACCUGAAGGGCCCCAAGGUGAAGGGGGACGUGGACGCGUCCCUUCCCAAGCUGGAGGGUGACCUGAAGGGCCCCGAGGUGGACAUCAAGGGCGCCAAGGUUGACAUUGAGGCACCCGACGUGGACGUUCACGGCCCCGAGGGGAAGUUCAAGAUGCCCAAGUUCAAGAUGCCCAAGUUCGGGAUGCCGGGCUUCAAGGCGGAAGGGCCGGAGGUGGACGUGAACCUGCCGACGGCCAAGCUGGAUGUUGAAGGUCCGAAGGUGGAUGUUGAAGGUCCUGAGCUCGAUAUUGAGGGUCCCGAAGGGAAGCUGAAGGGCCCCAAGUUCAAGAUGCCCGAGAUGCACAUCAAGGCCCCCAAGAUCUCCAUGCCCGACAUCGACUUGAACCUGAAGGGCCCCAAGGUGAAGGGCGAUGUGGACGUGUCCGUUCCCAAGCUGGAAGGUGACCUGAAGGGUCCUGAGAUUGACAUUAAAUGUCCCAAAGUGGAUGUUGACCUGCCUGACGUGGAGCUGGAAGGCCCCGAAGGGAAGCUGAAGGGCCCCAAGUUCAAGAUGCCCGAGAUGCACAUCAAGGCCCCCAAGUUCUCCAUGCCCGACUUCGACCUGAACCUGAAGGGCCCCAAGCUCAAGGGCGAUGUAGAUGUGUCCGUUCCGAAGCUGGAGGGUGACCUCAAGGGCCCCGAGGUGGACAUCAAGGGCCCCAAAGUGGAUGUUGACCUGCCUGACGUGGAACUGGAAGGUCCAGAGGGGAAGCUGAAGGGCCCCAAGUUCAAGAUGCCCGAGAUGCACAUCAAGGCCCCCAAGAUCUCCAUGCCCGACAUUGACCUGAACCUGAAGGGCCCCAAGGUGAAGGGUGAUGUGGACGCGUCCCUUCCCAAGCUGGAGGGUGACCUCAAGGGUCCUGAGAUUGACAUCAAGGGCCCCAAGGUUGACAUUGAGGCACCCGACGUGAACGUUCACGGCCCCGAGGGGAAGUUCAAGAUGCCCAAGUUCAAGAUGCCCAAGUUCGGGAUGCCGGGCUUCAAGGCGGAAGGGCCGGAGGUGGACGUGAACCUGCCGACGGCCAAGCUGGAUGUUGAAGGUCCGAACGUGGAAAUUGAAGGUCCUGGGUUGGAUGUUGAAGGUCCAGAGGGGAAGCUGAAGGGUCCCAAGUUCAAGAUGCCCGAGAUGCACAUCAAGGCCCCCAAGAUCUCCAUGCCUGAUGUUGACUUCAACCUGAAAGGCCCGAAACUGAAGGGCGACGUCGAUGUGUCUGUCCCCAAGCUGGAGGGUGACCUGAAGGGCCCCGAGGUGGACAUCAAGGGCCCCAAAGUUGACAUUGAGGUGCCCGAUGUGGACGUUCACGGCCCCGAGGGGAAGUUCAAGAUGCCCAAGUUCAAGAUGCCCAAGUUUGGGAUGUCGGGGCUGAAAGGAGAAGGCCCAGAGGUGGAUGUGACCCUCCCCAAAGCUGAUAUCGAUGUUUCCAUGCCAAAGGUGGACAUCGAGCUGCCCAGCGUGGACAUUGAGGGUCCCGAAGGGAAGCUGAAGGGCCCCAAGUUCAAGAUGCCCGAGAUGCACGUCAAGACCCCCAAGAUCUCCAUGCCCGACAUCGACCUGAACCUGAAGGGCCCCAAGGUGAAAGGCGAUGUGGACGUGUCCCUUCCCAAGCUGGAGGGUGACCUGAAGGGUCCUGAGAUUGAUAUUAAAGGUCCCAAAGUGGAUGUUGACCUGCCUGACGUGGAGCUGGAAGGCCCCGAAGGGAAGCUGAAGGGCCCCAAGUUCAAGAUGCCCGAGAUGCACAUCAAGGCCCCCAAGAUCUCCAUGCCUGAUGUUGACUUCAACCUGAAAGGCCCGAAACUGAAGGGCGAUGUGGACGUGUCUGUCCCCAAGCUGGAGGGUGACCUGAAGGGCCCCGAAAUUGAUAUUAAAGGCCCCAAAGUGGAUGUUGACCUGCCUGACGUGGAGCUGGAAGGCCCCGAAGGGAAGCUGAAGGGCCCCAAGUUCAAGAUGCCCGAGAUGCACAUCAAGGCCCCCAAGAUCUCCAUGCCCGACGUUGACUUCAACCUGAAGGGACCCAAGCUCAAGGGUGAUGUGGACGCGUCCCUUCCCAAGCUGGAGGGUGACCUGAAGGGCCCCGAGGUGGACAUCAAGGGCCCCAAGGUUGACAUUGAGGCACCCGACGUGGACGUUCACGGCCCCGAGGGGAAGUUCAAGAUGCCCAAGUUCAAGAUGCCCAAGUUCGGGAUGCCGGGCUUCAAGGCGGAAGGGCCGGAGGUGGACGUGAACCUGCCGACGGCCAAGCUGGAUGUUGAAGGUCCGAAGGUGGAUGUUGAAGGUCCUGAGCUGGACAUAGAGUGCCCCGAAGGGAAGCUGAAGGGCCCCAAGUUCAAGAUGCCCGAGAUGCACAUCAAGGCCCCCAAGAUCUCCAUGCCUGAUGUUGACUUCAACCUGAAAGGCCCGAAACUGAAGGGCGAUGUGGACGUGUCUGUCCCCAAGCUGGAGGGUGACCUGAAGGGCCCCGAAAUUGAUAUUAAAGGCCCCAAAGUGGAUGUUGACCUGCCUGACGUGGAGCUGGAAGGCCCCGAAGGGAAGCUGAAGGGCCCCAAGUUCAAGAUGCCCGAGAUGCACAUCAAGGCCCCCAAGAUCUCCAUGCCCGACGUUGACUUCAACCUGAAGGGACCCAAGCUCAAGGGUGAUGUGGACGCGUCCCUUCCCAAGCUGGAGGGUGACCUGAAGGGCCCCGAGGUGGACAUCAAGGGCCCCAAGGUUGACAUUGAGGCACCCGACGUGGACGUUCACGGCCCCGAGGGGAAGUUCAAGAUGCCCAAGUUCAAGAUGCCCAAGUUCGGGAUGCCGGGCUUCAAGGCGGAAGGGCCGGAGGUGGACGUGAACCUGCCGACGGCCAAGCUGGAUGUUGAAGGUCCGAAGGUGGAUGUUGAAGGUCCUGAGCUGGACAUAGAGUGCCCCGAAGGGAAGCUGAAGGGCCCCAAGUUCAAGAUGCCCGAGAUGCACAUCAAGGCCCCCAAGAUCUCCAUGCCUGAUGUUGACUUCAACCUGAAAGGCCCGAAACUGAAGGGCGAUGUGGACGUGUCUGUCCCCAAGCUGGAGGGUGACCUGAAGGGCCCCGAAAUUGAUAUUAAAGGCCCCAAAGUGGAUGUUGACCUGCCUGACGUGGAGCUGGAAGGCCCCGAAGGGAAGCUGAAGGGCCCCAAGUUCAAGAUGCCCGAGAUGCACAUCAAGGCCCCCAAGAUCUCCAUGCCCGACGUUGACUUCAACCUGAAGGGACCCAAGCUCAAGGGUGAUGUGGACGUGUCCGUUCCCAAGCUGGAAGGUGACCUGAAGGGCCCCGAGGUGGACAUCAAGGGCCCCAGAGUCGAUGUUGACCUGCCUGACGUGGAGCUGGAAGGCCCCGAAGGGAAGCUGAAGGGCCCCAAGUUCAAGAUGCCCGAGAUGCACAUCAAGGCCCCCAAGUUCUCCAUGCCCGACGUUGACUUCAACCUGAAGGGCCCCAAGGUGAAGGGGGACGUGGACGUGUCCCUUCCCAAGCUGGAGGGUGACCUGAAGGGCCCUGAGGUGGACAUCAAGGGCCCCAAGGUUGAUAUCGAGGCUCCCGACGUGGACGUUCACGGCCCCGAAGGUAAAAUCAAAAUGCCCAAGUUCAAGAUGCCCAAGUUCGGGUUGUCUGGGUUGAAAGCAGAAGGCCCAGAUGUUGACAUCAGCGUCCCUGAGGCUGAUGUUGCUCUUUCAGGUCCCAAGGUUGACGUCUCCGUUCCUGACCUUGACCUUGAAGGACCAGAAGGGAAGCUCAAGGCCCCGAAACUGAAGAAGCCCGAGAUGCAGUUCAACGUCCCCAAGAUCUCCAUGCCCGACAUCGACCUCCAUUUGAAAGGCCCCAAAGUGAAAGGUGACUUUGAUCCUUCUCUUCCCAAACUUGAGGGAGACCUGAAAACUCCUAAGCUGGAGGUCAAAGGGCCAGAACUGGAGGUCGAGGGGCCAAAGCUCGACUUGGAAGGAAAAUCUAAAAAAUCCAGGUUCAAACUUCCAAAAUUCGGCUUUUCUGGCCCCAAAGUGCAAAGCCCCGAGGUGGACGUGAAACUUAAAAAACCCGAUGUUGAAAUUGCUGGUCCGAAGGUGGAAGUUCAAGGUCCAGAUGUGGACGGGCAGGUUAAAGCGAAAGGUUCGAAGUUUAAGAUGCCUUUUCUGAGCAUUUCAUCCCCCAAAGUCUCGAUGCCGGACGUGGAGCUGAACCUGAAAGGUCACAAGAUGAAAGGGGAGUUUGAUGUUUCCAGCCCCAAGCUGGAGGGUGACCUGAAGGGCCCCGAGGUGGACAUCAAGGGCCCCAAAGUCAAUGUGGAGGUGCCUGACGUGGACCUUCACGGGCCAGAGGGUAAACUCAAAAUGCCCAAGUUCAAGAUGCCCAAAUUUGGGGUCUCGGGGUUUAAGGGUGAGGGACCGGAGGUGGACGUGAACCUGCCAACGGCCAACCUGGACAUUGAGGGUCCGAAGGUGGAUAUUGAGGGUCCGGAGCUGGACAUCGAGUGCCCUGAAGGGAAGCUGAAGGGUCCCAAGUUCAAGAUGCCCGAGAUGCACAUCAAGGCCCCCAAGAUCUCCAUGCCCGACAUCGACCUGAACCUGAAGGGCCCCAAGGUGAAGGGGGACGUGGACGUGUCUGUCCCCAAGCUGGAAGGUGACCUGAAGGGUCCUGAGAUUGAUAUUAAAGGUCCCAAAGUGGAUGUUGACCUGCCUGACGUGGAGCUGGAAGGCCCCGAAGGGAAGCUGAAGGGCCCCAAGUUCAAGAUGCCCGAGAUGCACAUCAAGGCCCCCAAGUUCUCCAUGCCCGACGUUGACUUCAACCUGAAGGGCCCCAAGGUGAAGGGGGACGUGGACGCGUCCCUUCCCAAGCUGGAAGGUGACCUGAAGGGCCCUGAAAUUGAUAUUAAAGGCCCCAAAGUGGAUGUUGACCUGCCUGACGUGGAGCUGGAAGGCCCCGAAGGGAAGCUGAAGGGCCCCAAGUUCAAGAUGCCCGAGAUGCACAUCAAGGCCCCCCAGAUCUCCAUGCCCGACAUCGACCUGAACCUGAAGGGCCCCAAGGUGAAAGGGGACGUGGACGUGGCUCUCCCCGAGGUGGAUCUGAAGGGCCCAGAUCUGCACGUGAAAGGACCGAAAGUGGAUGUCGACGUUCCUGACCUUGACGUUGAAGGUCCCAAAGGAAAACUGAAAGGCCCCAAAUUCAAAAUGCCUGAAAUGAACAUCAAGGCCCCCAACCUGUCCAUGCCAGACUUGGAUUUGAACCUGAAAGGUCCCAAGUUGAAAGGAGGCGUCGAUCUAGAUCUCUCAGCGCCAAAACUGGAAGGGGACGUGGCCGUGCCAGACGUCAACAUCAAAGGACCGCAAGUUGACAUUGAUGCUCCUCAGCUGGAUGUUGAAGGGCCCGAAGGAAAACUGAAAGGCCCCAAGUUCAAGAUGCCCGAGAUGCACAUCAAGGCCCCCAAGAUCUCCAUGCCCGACUUCGACCUGAACCUGAAGGGCCCCAAGGUGAAGGGGGACGUGGACGUGUCUGUCCCCAAGCUGGAGGGUGACCUGAAGGGCCCCGAGGUGGACAUCAAGGGCCCCAAGGUUGACAUUGAGGCACCCGACGUGGACGUUCACGGCCCCGAGGGGAAGUUCAAGAUGCCCAAGUUCAAGAUGCCCAAGUUCGGGAUGCCGGGCUUCAAGGCGGAAGGGCCGGAGGUGGACGUGAACCUGCCGACGGCCAAGCUGGAUGUUGAAGGUCCGAAGGUGGAUGUUGAAGGUCCUGAGCUCGAUAUUGAGGGUCCCGAAGGGAAGCUGAAGGGCCCCAAGUUCAAGAUGCCCGAGAUGCACAUCAAGGCCCCCAAGAUCUCCAUGCCCGACAUCGACUUGAACCUGAAGGGCCCCAAGGUGAAGGGCGAUGUGGACGUGUCCGUCCCCAAGGUGGAAGGUGACCUGAAGGGUCCUGAAAUUGAUAUUAAAGGACCCAAAGUUGACAUAGAUGUUCCUGAGGUGGAGAUUGAAGGACCAGAGGGCAAACUGAAAGGCCCCAAGUUCAAGAUGCCCGAGAUGCAGUUUAAGGGUCCUAAAAUCUCAAUGCCGGACUUUGAUCUGAACCUGAAAGGCCCAAAAGUGAAGGGGGACGCGGACAUGUCCGUGCCAUGUGUGGAAGGUGACCUGAAAGGACCGAAAGUGGACGUUAAAGGUCUUGAGUUGGAUGCCAGUGCCCCAGAUGUUCAAAUCGAGGGUCCCGAAGGGAAGCUGAAGGGUCCCAAGUUCAAGAUGCCCGAGAUGCACUUCAAAGCCCCCAAGAUCUCCAUGCCCGAAUUUGACCUCAACCUGAAGGGCCCCAAGGUGAGGGGGGACGUUGACAUUGCUGCUCCAAAAAUUGAGGGUGACCUGAAGGGCCCUGAAUUUGACAUCAAGGGCCCCAAAGUGGAUGUUGACCUGCCUGACGUGGAGCUGGAAGGUCCAGAGGGGAAGCUGAAGGGCCCCAAGUUCAAGAUGCCCGAGAUGCACAUCAAGGCCCCCAAGAUCUCCAUGCCUGAUGUUGACUUCAACCUGAAAGGCCCGAAACUGAAGGGCGAUGUGGACGUGUCUGUCCCCAAGCUGGAGGGUGACCUGAAGGGCCCCGAGGUGGACAUCAAGGGCCCCAAAGUGGAUGUUGACCUGCCUGACGUGGAGCUGGAAGGCCCCGAAGGGAAGCUGAAGGGCCCCAAGUUCAAGAUGCCCGAGAUGCACAUCAAGGCCCCCAAGAUCUCCAUGCCUGAUGUUGACUUCAACCUGAAAGGCCCGAAACUGAAGGGCGAUGUGGACGUGUCUGUCCCCAAGCUGGAGGGUGACCUGAAGGGCCCCGAGGUGGACAUCAAGGGCCCCAAGGUUGACAUUGAGGCACCCGACGUGGACGUUCACGGCCCCGAGGGGAAGUUCAAGAUGCCCAAGUUCAAGAUGCCCAAGUUCGGGAUGCCGGGCUUCAAGGCGGAAGGGCCGGAGGUGGACGUGAACCUGCCGAUGGCGAAGGUGGAAAUUGAAGGUCCUGAGUUGGAUGUUGAAGGUCCAGAGGGGAAGCUGAAGGGUCCCAAGUUCAAGAUGCCCGAGAUGCACAUCAAGGCCCCCAAGAUCUCCAUGCCCGACAUCGACUUGAACCUGAAGGGACCCAAGCUCAAGGGCGAUGUAGAUGUGUCCCUUCCCAAGCUGGAGGGUGACCUGAAGGGCCCCGAGGUGGACAUCAAGGGCCCCAAAGUGGAUGUUGACCUGCCUGACGUGGAGCUGGAAGGCCCCGAAGGGAAGCUGAAGGGCCCCAAGUUCAAGAUGCCCGAGAUGCACAUCAAGGCCCCCAAGUUCUCCAUGCCCGACGUUGACUUCAACCUGAAGGGCCCCAAGCUCAAGGGUGAUGUGGACGUGUCCCUUCCCAAGCUGGAGGGUGACCUGAAGGGUCCUGAGAUUGACAUCAAGGGCCCCAAGGUUGACAUUGAGGCACCCGACGUGGACGUUCACGGCCCCGAGGGGAAGUUCAAGAUGCCCAAGUUCAAGAUGCCCAAGUUCGGGAUGCCGGGCUUCAAGGCGGAAGGGCCGGAGGUGGACGUGAACCUGCCGACGGCCAAGCUGGAUGUUGAAGGUCCAAAGGUGGAAAUUGAAGGUCCUGGGUUGGAUGUUGAAGGUCCAGAGGGGAAGCUGAAGGGUCCCAAGUUCAAGAUGCCCGAGAUGCACAUCAAGGCCCCCAAGAUCUCCAUGCCCGACGUCGACUUCAACCUGAAGGGCCCCAAGGUGAAGGGCGAUGUGGACGUGUCUGUCCCCAGGCUGGAGGGUGACCUGAAGGGUCCUGAAAUUGAUAUUAAAGGCCCCAAAGUGGAUGUUGACCUGCCUGACGUGGAGCUGGAAGGCCCCGAAGGGAAGCUGAAGGGCCCCAAGUUCAAGAUGCCCGAGAUGCACAUCAAGGCCCCCAAGUUCUCCAUGCCCGACGUUGACUUCAACCUGAAGGGCCCCAAGCUCAAGGGGGACGUUGACAUGUCGCUGCCGGGAGCUGAGUGUGAACUGAAAGGUCCCACGGUAGACAUUGAUGCUCCUAAAGUGGAGAUCGGUGCCCCCGAUGUGGACCUCGACGGCGCCGAGGGGAAAUUCAAGCUGCCUAAAUUCAAGAUGCCCAAGUUCUCCAUGCCGGGCUUCAAGGGGGAGGGAGUGGAUGUGGAUGUCACCCUCCCAAGGGGUGACGUUGCCAUUUCGGGCCCCGGCGUUGAGGUGGAGGUUCCUGACAUGAACGUGGAGGGAAAAGUCAAAGGUCCCAAGCUCACGAUGCCCGAGAUGCACCUCAAGGCCCCCAAGGUCUCCAUCCCUGACGUUGACUUCAGCAUCAAGGGGCCCCAGCUAAAAGGAGAUGUCGAUGUUUCCGGGCCCAGGCUUGAAGGUGACCUGAAAGCCCCCAAAAUAGACAUCGAGGCUCCAGAUGUGACCAUCGAAGGGCCAGAAGGGAAACUCAAAGGCCCCAAGUUCAAGAUGCCCGAGAUGCACAUCAAGGCCCCCAAGAUCUCCAUGCCCGACGUUGACUUCAACCUGAAGGGCCCCAAGGUGAAGGGCGAUGUGGACGUGUCCGUCCCCAAGCUGGAGGGUGACCUGAAGGGCCCCGAGGUGGACAUCAAGGGCCCCAGAGUUGAUGUUGACCUGCCUGACGUGGAGCUGGAAGGCCCCGAAGGGAAGCUGAAGGGCCCCAAGUUCAAGAUGCCCGAGAUGCACAUCAAGGCCCCCCAGAUCUCCAUGCCCGACAUCGACCUCAACCUGAAGGGGCCGAAGCUGAAAGGUGACGUUGACCUUCAGGCUCCCAAGCUUGAGGGGGGGCUGAAGGGUCCUGAAGUUGAUAUCAAAGGCCCCAAAGUCGAUAUCGAGGGGCCAGAGGUCGACGUUAACGGUCUGGAGGGGAAAGUGAAGAUGCCUAAAAUGAAGCUGCCCAAGUUUGGCUUCAAGGGAGAAGGUCCCGAGGUGGACGUGGACCUGCCGAAGGCAGAGGCUGGUCUUGCAGGCCCCAAGGUGGACAUCAGCGGCCCGGAGGUGAGCGUCGAAGGGCUGGAGGGCAAAGUGAAAGGUCCUAAGUUGAAGGUGCCUGAUAUGCACGUGACUGUUCCACACAUCUCGAUGCCGGAGAUAGACUUGAAUUUGAAAGGCCACAAAACGAAGGGUGGCUUUGACCUUUCCACCCCGAAGGCAGAAGGUCACCUGAAGGGUCCCGAGGUGGACAUCAAAGGCCCGGACCUGGGAAUCAAAAGCCCUGAAGUUGACGUCGAAUGUCCCGACGUGUCCAUUGAAGGUCCGGAGGCCAACAUCAAAUUUCCCAAGUUUAAAAAGUCCAAAUUUGGGUUCGGGAUGAAGAGCCCGAAGGCAGAAAUCGAGUUCCCCGAGGCAGAGUUGACCGUGGAGUCGCCCGACGGCAGCGUCGGGGGGAAGGGGAAGAAGAGCAAGUUCAAGAUGCCCAAAAUUCACAUGGGUGGCCCGAAAAUGAAAGGGAGGAAGGGUGGGUUCGACGUGAGCGUGGCGGGCGCCGAGCUGGAUGCCAACUGGAAAUCGCCCGAGUUGGACGCGAGCGGGGCGGGUCCGGAUGUCACCAUCAAAGGUGACGCCACCGUGAAGUCCCCCAAGGGGAAGAAGCCCAUGUUUGGGAAAAUCUCCUUCCCCGACGUCGAGUUCGAUCUCAAAUCCCACCGGUUCCGGGGGGAUGCGCCGCGGUGGUCCCCAAAGUGGAGGGGGGAGCUGAAAGUGCCCGAUCUGGAAAUUUCUGUGCCGAGCGCCAAGGGUGAGGUCAAGGGCCCGAGUCUCAGCGUGGACGUUGAAGCUCCGGACUUGAGCCUGAAGAAACCGAAAUUCCAACUUCCCGGUGGGCAGGUGGGCGCGGGGGACUUGGGGAUGGGGGGGGACCUGAAAGGACCCUCCGUCGCCGCUCCCUCCAUCUCGGUGCCAGACGUCGACUUCGGCGUGAAAGGACCAAGGGUGAAAGGUGGAGUCAACGUUCCUGGAGCAGAACUGGAAGGUCCUGAAGGAAAAGUGAAGUUGCCCCAGGUGGGGAAGGGUCUGGAAGUGCCGGAUGUGAACGUGGAUGUCGCGGUGCCGGCGGGGGAGGGAAGCGUGACCCUUGACGUCAAGCUCCAAGGGCCCCAUGUCACGGCGCCGGAUUUCAAGGGAAAAGGACCAAAACUGACGGGGGAGCUGGGGGUGGGGGCAGAAGGGCCGUGCGGUGGCCUGGUGGCACCCAGCGGUGACGGGGGGGGGCUGGGGGGGGAAGCUGAAGGUCAAAGGCCCCGCGUUGGAGGCGCCAGCUCUGAGCAUGGCGGGCAGCGGCGGCGGCGCCGUGAUGGAGGCGAAAGCCCCAGGUGCCACCCUCAGCGUGGGCAGUGCCGGCGGCGCCGUCAAAGGGCCCUCGGUGGCCGUUGGCGCCCCGGCUUUGGACGUGAACCUGCAAGGACCAAAGUUGAAGGGCGACCUCGACGUCUCUGCCGGCGCCCAACCCCCCAGGGCAGCGUCCGACGCCGCCUUUGAGAUCCUGGGGGGCACCAUCAAGCUGCCGUCCCUCAAGCUCCCCCAGUUUGGGCUUUCCAGCCCCGGUGUCAACGGGGGCGAUGGAGGCGUCACCCUGGAGGGUCCCCAAGGGCGAGGAGGCCUGACGGCAGCGGGGGGCGUUGGGGGGCUGGAAGGGCCCGACGUGGAGGUGAAAGGGCCGAAAUUUCAAGCGGAGGUACCGGACGUUGAGCUGAAGCUGAAAGGACCAAACCUCCGCGGCGCCGUUGACGUCAAAGCCCCAAAAGUCAAUGCGGAAGCACCUGGUGUCGCUGUCGAUGGGUCCGGGGCGGGCGUUUGCCUCGACGCUCCCGCCCUGAAGGUUUCCACGUCGGGAUUGAACGUCAACGUCAAAGGGCCAAAGAUCAAAGGCGGCGUCGGCAGCGUUUCCG